AUGAUAUCUGCACCGCGUGACAAGCGUGCCACGACCGCGUCAAUGGAGGCUACCGCGAUGGACCUGCAACCUCUUGACAGUAUCCCAACAGGUCUUACCGGCCCCAACGCACGGCAUAAUCAAGACGCAAUGAACUUGACCAUGGAGCAUCGGGUUAAAUGGCUCGAGAAUCAGCUGAACUUCGUCCUCCCUGUCCGGUUUGGCGCCGUUGAGCAAGUUCACGCCCUCGAAUCCAAGUUGCACGACAUGACGGAGCGUGUUGCCAAAAUGGAGAAGCACCUAUGCCGCUGUGCUGAUGCGGCUUCCCAGGAGCCGAUGACCCCAGAAAGCAUGGACAGGGAGCUCGGCGCCGAGACCGUGCGGACCAGCGAGCCAGUCAAAGAGGAUGAGGGCGGCAUGGCAUGA
Molecule: messenger RNA, 405 nt
Organism: Akanthomyces muscarius
Lineage: Eukaryota; Fungi; Ascomycota; Sordariomycetes; Hypocreales; Cordycipitaceae
Exons: 1
Coding region: 1-405 (134 amino acids)
Source: RefSeq, a predicted model, not a curated record